Molecule: messenger RNA, 445 nt
Organism: Solanum verrucosum
Lineage: Eukaryota; Viridiplantae; Streptophyta; Magnoliopsida; Solanales; Solanaceae
Product: monothiol glutaredoxin-S1-like
Exons: 1
Coding region: 86-394 (102 amino acids)
Source: RefSeq, a predicted model, not a curated record
AAUUUCUUUCCUCUUCACUAAAAGCUAUAUACAUACCUUGGCAUUUGGCCAAACUAUACUCACUAAUUCUUGAAGUUAUUUAAACAUGGAUAUGGUGAUGAAGUUGGGAACAUCAAGCUCGGUGGUGAUUUUCACCAAGAGUAGUUGUUGCAUUUCUCACAGCAUUGAAACACUGAUCCGUAGUUUUGGAGCAAACCCUACAAUUUACGAGCUCGAUACACAUCCAAAUGGGAAGCAAAUGGAGAAGGCAUUGAUGGAACUAGGGUGUCAUCCAAGUGUGCCAGCAAUAUUUAUAGGGAAAGAGUUAGUUGGUGGUGCUAAUGAGAUAAUGAGCCUUAAUGUGAGGGGAAAGCUUAAACAAUUGCUCAUUAGGGCUAAUGCCAUUUGGGUAUAGGGAAUUAAUUAAUUAAUAAUGACUAGCUAUGUAUAUAGCAAUUAGUCUAAU